Molecule: messenger RNA, 759 nt
Organism: Diuraphis noxia (Russian wheat aphid)
Lineage: Eukaryota; Metazoa; Arthropoda; Insecta; Hemiptera; Aphididae
Gene: Nipped-B
Product: Nipped-B cohesin loading factor
Biological process (GO): regulation of gene expression; establishment of mitotic sister chromatid cohesion; chromatin looping
Cellular component (GO): Scc2-Scc4 cohesin loading complex
Molecular function (GO): cohesin loader activity; chromatin binding
Source: RefSeq, a predicted model, not a curated record
CUGAAAUGCCAUUGCCUUCACCUAUGCCUCAAACAUUAGGUAAUAAAUCUUUACUAUUUCAUCCCCGUGUAGCUGAAGAAGCAGAUAUUUUACUUAGCCUUCGAGAUGAUGCUUUGGUACCACAACUAAUUCAAUCUUUAAUAAAUACCUCGUCGGACCAUAUACAAUUGAAAGAUAAAUAUAUGUACACAGAACAUUAUAACAAUCAACAAAACAUACCUGAACUUCUUAAAGCAAUAUUACAUCAAAAUGCUAAUGUUUUUAGAGGACCACCACCAAUAUUUCAACAACAGCAAGAGAAAGAAAAAAAUAUUGAAACCAAAASUGUACAUCAACUUCACGAAAUAAAUAGUUUUGAGACAGCAUUGAUUGAUCAACAUGAUUUGUCACAUAAUGAACUAUUAGAGAAUUCUGAGAUAUUGAAUGAGCUUCCUUCUCAACAACAACAACAACCUGUCAUAGUUAGAACACCUCCUGAAAAAUUAUCUAGAUUGAUGUUAGAUGAUGAAGAUGAUAAAAUACUAGGGGAUGCUGAGAUUACAGAAAAUGAUAAAAUAAAUGUUCAAAACUUGGAGCGUCAAUUUUCUCAAAUAACAAAUAAUUAUGAUGUUUUCUUAAAUCAACCAACAAUUUCAUUAACUCGAAUUGAUCUUAGUCAACAUGUUGUGAGCAAAAAAAAUAUGUUAAACAUGGAAGAAUUGACAGAAGAUAAUGAUUUUGGGUUAGCUCUUGCUGAGAGACCAUCAAUUUCAAAUCAAG